GUGGCAGCAGUGAUGCGCUCAGCUGACUGGCAUCAUAACGAAGGAGAAGGAGAAGGAGAAGGAGAAGGAGGAAAAGUUCUCGAACAUGUCCGAGUACGAUCAGAUCCAGAAGAACUCCCUAAAAUUAAAGGGAGUGGGAGAGCUUUCAGCAGGAAAGAAGAAGAAGAAAAAGAGUAAAGAGAGUAAGCAUCGCCUGGAGGAAGUUGUGACGAGCCAAAAUGAUGAGGAGGAGGUGAAAACAAAGAAGGCGUACAUCAACAAAAGGACACCAGCACAAAUCGCUUUUGACAAGAUGCAAGAAAAGAGACAAAUGGAGCGAAUUUUGAAGAAGGCAUCAAAGACACACAAGCACAGAGUUGAGGAUUUCAACCGCCACCUGGACGCUCUUACGGAGCAUUACGAUAUUCCAAAAGUCAGCUGGACCAAGUAAAAAGCAAGCUGUGUUUUUUUUCCCUGAGUCCUUGUGCUUUUUGUUCUUUUUAAUUUGCAUGUUUAUAAAAUGCCAUUGUUAGGCUUAAACUGGCAUUCAUUCCUUGGUUGUUACUGUGCACAAUAAAGUAUUUAAUAUUC
Molecule: messenger RNA, 570 nt
Organism: Gambusia affinis (western mosquitofish)
Lineage: Eukaryota; Metazoa; Chordata; Actinopteri; Cyprinodontiformes; Poeciliidae
Gene: fam32a
Product: family with sequence similarity 32 member A
Exons: 4
Coding region: 86-430 (114 amino acids)
Cellular component (GO): nucleolus
Source: RefSeq, a predicted model, not a curated record